CAAUAAUUGGUGUGUGUUGGUUGUUUGCAAUCUGAACAAGUGAAACGCACUUAUUUUUCAAAAAUCAUCGUUUUUGACGUAAACAUGUUAGGUUAGAAUUGUGGUCAGAAAAUCAAAAUUUCGAAACCGACAAUCACAGACGCUCAUUUCUGGAAAUCCAGGUAACCGAAGUUGCAUUUGCUUGUAAAACGGUUUUAAGCAACCAAAAUGUCAACUUUGGAGUACUCCGAAUCUCUUCGGGCCUGGGGCAGAUCUUCCUGGAAAAACGUCCACAACUGUAAACAGUGUCCCUAUUAUACAACCUCGGUUUUCUUUAUGGUGAACCACGUGCGACGACACCGUUCAUCUCAGGAAAUUUAUACCUGCGAAAACGCCAAAAUUGAAGAGUAUUAUUGCAAAGAAUGCGAUUUUAGAACGGACCUAACGAUUCUGUUCAAACAACACAUUAAUAAAUAUCACAGCAUUAAAAGCGAACCUGGGGACGAUUUAUCAAUUGAGAACUUCAGUGUACAAAACUACGUUUGCGAAAUGUGCGGUUUCGAAACAAAUCUGUUGUUAAAAUGGGGCGACCAUACUUCAGAUUGCAGGGGAAAAAAAGAAAAUCUCCAAAGUGUGAAAGAGAAUACAAAUAUUUUCCGUUUCGAGAAAAUUGACGGAAAAAGUUGGUAUUAUUGUACGAAGUGUAGCUACAAAGUUAGAAAUAAAGCUAAGAUAAAAUGUCAUGUGGGAAAACAUGACGUAAACAAACGGUAUGCGUGUGAUAAGUGUCCGUUUAAAACCAGAUGGAGUAUAACUUUAAGAAAUCAUAUAAAACGAAAACACUUCGACGAAGGAGAUGUUCAGUGGCACAAAUGUGAAAAGUGCCCAUUCAAAACCAUAAUAAAAAGUUAUUUCAUUAGACACUUAAAUAACUUACACUUGAAAGGUGAUGAAGGUAAAUGGUACCAAUGCAAUGAGUGUCUAUACAAAAGUAGGUAUAAAGAUAAUUUAAAGGAUCACGUAAUUUUAAAACAUCCAGACAAAGAAAAAAUAACUAAGGAUAAAACAUCUUUAACACAUCGCGUAAAUGUGAUCCAUUUAAAGAAAGAAAAUGAUUCAAAGACUCAUAUAAAUCAGAUCCAUCCUGAUGGUAAAGAUAUCGAAUGGUAUAAAUGUGAAAAAUGUCCUUUCAAAACUAUGAUAAAAAACCAUUUAACUACGCACAUAACCAACUUACACUUGAAAAAAGAAAAAGAAGAAGAAGAAGAGGGAGGUAAAUGGUACCGAUGCAAGCAGUGUCUUUACAAAAGUAGGUACAAAGGUAAUUUAAAGGAUCACGUAAUUUCAAAACAUCCAGAAGAAGACAAAAUUACCUGUUAUAAAUGCGAACAGUGCGAUUAUAAAACCGAGGACAAAAGAUCUUUAAGAAAACACAUGAAUGUAAACCAUUUAAAGAUACAAAGGGGGUCGUAUUUACAACAGCAUGUAAUUUCUGUACAAGUGGAUGGUAAAAAUCUGAAAUGGUACAAGUGUGAAAAAUGUUAUUUCAAAACUAGAAGAAAAAGUGGUUUAAGAAGCCACAUAACCAAUUUACACGUGAAUGAAGAAGACAUCCAAUGGCACCAAUGCAAUGAGUGUUCAUUUAAGGCUAAACACUUGUCUCAAGUGAAACGUCAUGAAAUUUGUAAACAUUUGAAUGAAGAAAAAAUCAAGUGGUACAAGUGCGAAUAUUGUCCACAUAAGACGAAACUCCAGAACUAUUUAACGAAUCAUAUGAAUAGAUGCCAUUUGGAAAAAACGGACGAUAAUAAAUGGCACAAAUGCGAUCAGUGCCAGUACAAAACUAAAAUUAUAUCAUUUAUGGAUAAACACAAAGAAGAACGACAUAAAUAGGAAUUUACUUUAAGUUUGGUGUAGUAGCAUUAAGCUGAUAAUUAUUGUAUAAUUGUGUGUUUCAAGGAAUUUGUUGUAUGUGUAUUUUAUGACUAUUUCUUCGUUAAAAUUAAGAAAGAAACUAAGUGUAUGACGUCUUCAGGUCAUGAUUGUACGUUACAUGUAUGUGUAUUAUUAUCGCAGUGUUUGUUAUAUUAUUGUUAUUCACCUGUUUAUCUAUUAUAUUGAAUAUAAG
Zophobas morio is the source of this 2107-nucleotide messenger RNA. Its product is annotated as zinc finger protein 99-like. The record is from RefSeq and is a predicted model, not a curated record. NCBI's taxonomy places the organism in Eukaryota, Metazoa, Arthropoda, Insecta, Coleoptera, Tenebrionidae. Gene Ontology annotation, biological process: positive regulation of transcription by RNA polymerase II. The coding region runs from base 208 to 1872 and encodes 554 amino acids. The transcript has 2 exons. Gene Ontology annotation, cellular component: nucleus.